CUCUUUUUUUAGGCUGGGAAUCAAUUUCAAGGUUCUCCUACACAACAGCCUAGUCAGCGACUGUCACCUUCUCCUCACCAGCCUCCAAAUUCAUCCCCUACCCCACCUGAUCAACAGAAACAACAGUUCCCUCCUGUUUUGCAACAGCAGCCCCAAAGACCUGGAGGGUUUCCUCAACAACAACCUCCAUCAAGACCAGGGGCUCCUUCUCACCAGCAUCCAUUACAGAGACCCAGUGGGUUUCCCCAGCAGCAGCCUCCAUCAAGACCUGGGUUCCCUCCUCAACAACAGACACAGAGACCUGGAGGGAUUCCUCAACAGCAACCACCAUCAAGACCAGGGGUACCACCUCAACAACAUCAGCAACAGACCCAGAGGCCUGGGAUGCCUCCCCAGCCGUCAAGACCAGGUGCUCCCAGCCAAGUGCAGCAGACGUCAGCUCAAAGUGGCACUUAUCCUUCUCCGCAGUAUCCCCCUCAACCAGGAAAUACUCAGCAGCAGCAUGGACCCGCUCCUGGGCAUCAGCAGCAACAGAUGACUCAACAGAUGAGUAACUUGCAUAUCAACAGUUCACAAAGUCAACCACCAUCGUCUCAGCAACAACCACCAUUAGGCAGCUGGCCUCCCCAGCCAAACACCACACAAGGACCAUACAGAGGUCCACCAACAACAGCACCUCAUUUAUCACCCAUGGGAUCUCAGAUGGCACCACCCACAAGUCGACCUCCAGGCCCUCCAACGAUGCCCAGCAUGCCCCCAAUGCACCAACCUGGCUUCCCCCCUCCUGUCUCUUCAGGUGCACCUCCUAUGGGAGGCAUGACCCAACCCUCCAUGGGUAGACCCAGUGCCACGCAAAUGCAGCCUAUGCCAAGUACUUAUCCCGGUUCUCAGGUUAGUAUGUCAGGUCCUUCUUUUGGUGGGCCAGCCAGUGCAGGACUGACAGGUCUGUCAGGACCAACACUUGGUCAGGCAGCACCUCCUAGUGGGGCUUCUGGUGCUGGGAUGUCGCAUAGUGGUUUACCUGGUGGUCGGCGCUUGUACCCAGGUCAUGCACCUCCGAGUCCUGUGGAGAAUCAGGCAUCAGCUGGAUCGAUGGGAAUGCCUUCACAUACAGGCCAGUCCAUGUAUCCUGGUGCAGGAUCCAUGACAGGGAUGCCACCAACUGGUCCUGGUCAACAUGGUAUGGGACCCCAAUCACCCAUGAACUCUCCAAUGCAACAACAGAGAAGAAUUGAUCCUGAUCAGAUGCCCAGUCCGAUUCAAGUGAUGAAAGAUGACAAUGAUUCAUUUAAAGGCUCUCCAUAUCUUACAAGUACAAGAGGAAGGACUCCUCCUCUGGUCACAAGCAACUUUGUUGUACAAGAUGACGGUAACUGUAGCCCUCGUUUCAUGAGGUGUACAAUGUAUAAUAUACCGUGUAACAAAGAUUUACUUCAAGCAUCCAGUAUACCCUUGGCCACAGUCAUAACUCCCUUUGCUGAAACAGGCCCUUCAGAGGCUCCUCUUCGCAUUAUGGACUACAGUCCUACUGGCCCUGUGAGGUGUAACCGCUGCAAGGCGUACAUGAAUCCUUUUGUACAGUUUGUCGAUGGCGGCCGAAGAUUUAUGUGCAACAUUUGCAACUACUCAUCAGAAGUUCCUGCAGAGUACUUUUGUCAUCUUGACCACCAAGGGAUGAGGCUUGAUGUCUAUGACAGACCAGAGCUUCAUCUUGGAUCAUAUGAAUUCAUAGCCACGAAAGAUUAUUGCAAGGAUCAAAAGCUUCCAGGUGCUCCUGCCUAUAUAUUUAUGAUUGACGUGUCAUACCAGAGUAUGCAGUGUGGAAUGGUUAGAAUGCUUAUGAAGGAGCUCAAGGAACUCUUGGAUGUCCUGCCCAAGGAGCAUGGUCAGCAGAAUUCCUCCGUUAGAGUUGGAUUUGUAACAUAUAGCAAUCAUCUGCAUUUCUACAAUGUCAAGGGUAACCUUGCCCAGCCACAGAUGAUGGUAGUUUCAGAUAUUGAAGAUGUGUUUGUCCCCCUUGUUGAUGGCUUUUUAGUAAGUCCCCAGGAAGCCAGAAGUGUAGUAGACAGCCUUUUGGAACAAAUUCCUACAAUGUUUGGAGAAACCAGGGAAACAGAAACAGUGCUUGGUCCUGUCAUUCAAGCUGGAAAAGAAGCGUUAAAGGCUGCUGGUAUUUCAGGGAAGCUGUUUGUUUUCCACUCAUCCUUGCCUAUUGCUGAAGCACCUGGAAAAUUAAAGAACAGAGAAGACAGAAAACUACUCGGCUCUGAAAAAGAGAAGACAAUACUGACCCCACAGAAUUCCUUCUACGAGAAACUUGCAAAAGAGUGUGUGGAAAACGGCGUUGCUGUGGAUCUGUUUCUCUUCCCUAAUGCCUACAUUGAUGUGGCAACCAUUGGCUCAGUGGCUACUCUCACUGGGGGACAAAUAUACAGAUAUUCCUAUUUCAAGGAAGCCACACAUGGUGACCAGUUCCGUGGAGAUCUCAAGAGAAAUCUUCAACGUAAUGUUGGAUUUGAUGCAGUCAUGAGACUGAGAUGUAGCACAGGGCUGCGGCCAGUUGAUUUCUGGGGCAAUUGUUACAUGAGCAACACCACAGAUGUGGAACUGGCCAUCAUUGAUCCACACAAGGCUAUUGCUAUUGAAAUCAAACAUGAUGACAAGCUACCUGAGGAAAGUCAGGCAUACUUCCAGUGUGCACUGCUGUAUACAUCAAUCAGUGGACAGCGGCGCUUAAGAGUGCACAACUUGGCCUUCUCUACUUGCAGUCAGUUAUCUGACUUGUUCCGCUGCUGUGAAAUGGACACAUAUGUCAAUGUUGCAGCCAAACAAGCCAUCAGACAAGUAUACACAUCAUCACCUAAGUCAAUCAGGGAAAACCUAAUGAAUCAAUGUGCACAGAUUUUGGCCUGUUACAGAAGAAACUGUGCUUCACCUUCAUCUGCUGGUCAGUUGAUCCUUCCAGAGUGUAUGAAACUGUUGCCACUCUACACAAACUGUAUUUUAAAGAAUGACAUACUUUUAGGAGGUUCAGAGAUGAGUUCUGAUGAUCGCAGUUGGUUAAUGAGAUCAGUGAUGUCAAUGGAUCAAGCUGCGUCAGUGCCGUACUUCUAUCCAAGGCUUUUCUCAUUGCACGAUUUGGACAUGGAUUCGACAGAUCUUCCGAAAGUUAUCAGAUGUUCGGCUGAUCGAAUGUCAGAAAAUGGUGUUUACUUGCUGGAAAAUGGAAUAUCUCUAUUCAUGUGGAUUGGGCUUCAAGUUGACCCCAGCUGGCUUAACCAAGUGUUUGGAGCGCAUACGAUUGGACAAGUCGACAUCGAAAUGACUUCUCUUCCAGUCCUUGAUAAUCCUCUUUCUUCUCGCCUAAAUGACAUUAUACGGCAGAUUCAAGAUCAGAGGCAACACUAUCUCAAGUUAACUGUUGUCCGACAGCGAGACAAGCUCGAAGGAUGGUUUAAACAUUUCUUAGUUGAAGACAAAGGCAUCAACCCAGUGGCUCACAGCUAUGUGGACUUUCUUUGCCAAAUGCACAAGGAAAUCAGAAGUCUGAUGACCUAAUGAAUACUCCAUCGACAGAAAAAAAAAAACACCUAUAAAUUCACAGGGAAGACUACGCAAAAAAGCAUUACGAAAAUUGCCUCCGUUAUCUUUCACAGCUCCUCAAAACUACGGCAUGUUUGGCGUUCUUUAUUAAUGUUUUGAGUAGUUGUGGAAAAACAGUGCAAAGGAAGAGAGAAACUGGUCGACAGAGGUUUAUAUUCGUAUAACAAGAUUUGAAAUGUAACAACAGAGUUUAGUUUUUAAAAACCAAAGCUGCAUGCAUUAAAAUUGACAUGCAGUGACAUUUACACGUCUCCUUGGGUUCUGUUAAGUUUUCUAUUAGGAAAGCGAGAAGCGAAGCAUGAUCCAAGCCAAGUUUGUUCAAAACGUUUAUGAUGAAGUUAGCAGGAAUGGCACAAAUGUGUUGUUUUGUAUCUCUCUCACUCUGUGAAAUGAAAAACGUCUCCAAAACACGCUAAGUUGACAGCUUACCAAAAUGCGAAUUGUUAAAAAUUAAUGAUCAUUUAUUAUUUUCUAACUCGUCUAAAUUAAAACAAUCUUUAUGACUGA
This is a messenger RNA of Orbicella faveolata, 4110 nucleotides long. Its product is annotated as protein transport protein Sec24C-like. Gene Ontology annotation, cellular component: endoplasmic reticulum exit site; COPII vesicle coat. The record is from RefSeq and is a predicted model, not a curated record. Gene Ontology annotation, molecular function: SNARE binding; zinc ion binding. NCBI's taxonomy places the organism in Eukaryota, Metazoa, Cnidaria, Anthozoa, Scleractinia, Merulinidae. Gene Ontology annotation, biological process: endoplasmic reticulum to Golgi vesicle-mediated transport; intracellular protein transport; COPII-coated vesicle cargo loading.